AUGAGCUACCCAGGAUACCCUCAGUCCGGUGGAUACCCGCCACAAGCAGGGGGCUACCCACCUCAACAAGGGGCAUAUCCACCCCAAGCAGGCGGUUACCCUCCAGCAGCGGGUGGCUACCCUCCAGCAGCGGGCGGCUACCCUCCCGCAGCCGGGGGCUACCCUCCCCAGGCCGGCGGCUACCCUCCAGCAGCAGGCGGCUACGCUCCUGCAGCAGGCGGCUACCCCCAACAGGCAGGCGGCUACCCCCCACAGGCAGGCGGAUACCCACCUCAGGCUGGCGGUUACCCUCAAGCACCAGGUGGUUACCCUCAAGCAGCAGGGGGCUACCCUGCCCAGGCUGGUGGCUACCCUGCCCCGGCUGGAGGCUUCCCUCCCCAGGCAGGAGGAUACCAGUCACAGUCUGGAGCAGGAGGCUAUCCUUCCAUGCCUCCUGGAGGUGGAGGCUGGGGUGCAGCACCAGGCGGCCAUGGAGCGCCAGGAGGGGCUCAGCAGGGAUACCCAGGGGGCCCCGCCCCAGGCCAGCCCAUGCCAAAUUACCCCGGAGCCCCUGCGACUAACCCCUCAAUGCCUGGAUAUGGAAGUGGAGUCCCGUCCAACCAUCAUGCACCUGCUAUUUCUAAAGGAUACAGGGGUUCCUUAAAAGACUUUCCAGGGGCUGAUCCACUGAGGGAUGUUGAGGUUCUUCGGAAAGCGAUGAAGGGUUUUGGCACUGAUGAAAACGCCAUCACUGAACUUCUGGGAAGUCGUACCAACAAGCAGAGGGUUCCCAUGGUUGCAGCCUAUAAAACAACUUAUGGAAAGGAUUGGUUCCAUGAUCUGAAGUCUGAGCUCACUGGAAACUAUGAGAAACUGGUUAUCGCUAUGAUGAAGAGCCCUACACAAUUUGAUGCAUCUGAACUCAGAGAGGCUAUAAAGGGCGCAGGAACUGAUGAAGCUUGUCUGAUUGAGAUUCUUUCAUCACGCUCCAAUGCAGAUAUUCAUGAAAUCAACAGAAUCUACAAAUCUGAGUACGGGAAGAGCCUGGAGGACGCCAUCAGCAGCGACACCUCCGGUCACUUCCGCAGACUGCUGGUCUCUCUCUGUCAGGGAAAUCGUGACGAAAGGGAGAAUGUUGACGCCUCCCUGGCCAAACAGGACGCUCAGAAACUGUAUGCUGCUGGGGAAAAUAAAGUAGGAACUGAUGAGUCUCAGUUCAACGCCAUCCUGUGUGCUCGCAGCAAGCCUCACCUCCGAGCUGUCUUCCAGGAGUACCAGCAGAUGUGUGGCAGAGACAUUGAGAAGAGCGUCUGCAGGGAAAUGUCUGGCAAUGUGGAGUCUGGCAUGGUGGCUGUGGUGAAAUGCAUCAGGAACACCCCUGCCUACUUUGCAGAAAGGCUCCACAAGGCCAUGCAGGGAGCAGGAACCAUGGACACGACCCUCAUCCGCAUCAUGGUGUCCCGCUCUGAGAUAGACAUGUUGGACAUCAGACAGGCGUAUGUGAAGACUUAUGGAAAAUCCCUGUACACUCACAUCUCAGGUGAUUCCUCCGGGGAUUACAAGAAGCUGCUGAUCAAGCUGUGCGGAGGUAACGACUAAAAGGAAAGGAAGAUGAGCAUUCAUAAGGGCAAAAUAUAUGUCCACACUGAAACAAUGUUAUAGGACUUUAUAUCACCUCUGAUGCAUGCAAUGAUACAACAGUCGAUCAAUAUUAGUUUUGUACUCUCUUCAGUGACAUGAUAGAUUUUGUUUUCUUCUACUAUAUUGUAGUAGAUGUUUGCCAAAUAGUAAACGCAUAUUAAUAUGAUUUGUUUUGUUUUGAGACGUCGUAGAUAGCUUUAUCAUUAUUGGGUAAAAGUGAGUCCUAAAUGAGAAAUUAAACUAUAUUAUAGAACAGUAUUUAAAAUGUCCAACAAACUGCUUAACUGCAAUUAUUAAAGAACUUAAUUGAAGGAAAACAUUUAUUUUAAGAAACAUUAAAGAUGCAGAACAAGUGUCACGUUGAUCUAAUAUACAAAGUACAUAUAGAAGGAAAUAUUUAGCACAUUACUAAUACAUUUAUUGUUUCUGUGUUACUGCGGUAAAGUUUACCUCACUGCAAGCAUUUCAACUGUGUACAAGUUAAUAUAUAUAUACAAAGUUUUGUGAGACUUAUGCAAGAUUUGACAAAUGGUGUAUGACUGAAUCUCACACAGAACACAUAUGAUCUUUUAAUGCUUGUUAAACUUGCCACAAUUAAAUCCUCGCUUAUUUUUGAAUGUAAGAAGAAAAAAAAAAACAAUCUCCAAAAAUGCAUCUCUUAUCUCUUUAACUCCUGCUUGUAAGUCUAUGCAAAUGAGCUUUUCACUUUAUAUUCUCUUAUCAGCGUUACAAAAGUCUUCUGUGUUCUUUAAAAUGUAAACCUUUUCAAUCGUCGCUUCAACAUUUAGAGACAAGGUUGCCUUUUUCCUGAAAGCUGAAAAGCCAAAGCUUAAAGACCGAUCAUUUUGUGCCUUUUGUCAGGGCCGCCAUAUAAACUUCAGCGCUCACUGCGGUUUAUCUUGCAAACAAUCUAUAAUCAAAGUUGCAGAAAUGAAAUACUUGCAUUGUUUAGUUGUCAAUGUUUUCUUUUUAUAGCUUCCUUUACCAGUUUGUAUGUUUUACUGCCAGUAGAGGGCUCUUGAUUCACGUGAAAUGUAAUUUCUUAUGUCUGCUGCCUUAGAGUAUCUGUUGCACUAACACUACCUUGCGAUCGUCCUUGUAACAUGAUGAUGGUUGAAAUUCAAUGGAUGUGUUUUUAGUUCUCUAACAUGUGUCAUGAUAGUCCCAGUCUCCUGAGACAGCCACUUUACAUUUCAUUAAAAAAACAAAAACAUGUUGGCAUA
Messenger RNA from Cottoperca gobio, 2843 nucleotides. It is a transcript of the gene anxa11b, whose product is annotated as annexin A11b. The coding region runs from base 1 to 1578 and encodes 525 amino acids. Gene Ontology annotation, biological process: cytokinetic process; phagocytosis. The transcript has 14 exons. The record is from RefSeq and is a predicted model, not a curated record. Gene Ontology annotation, cellular component: vesicle membrane; plasma membrane; nucleus. Gene Ontology annotation, molecular function: calcium ion binding; phosphatidylserine binding; calcium-dependent phospholipid binding. Lineage: Eukaryota; Metazoa; Chordata; Actinopteri; Perciformes; Bovichtidae.